GAUUUCAGGUGGCAGUCGCCCUGCUGAGUUGUUCAGCGACGGGUAUCUCGUAAACACUCUGUGAUCCACAGAAUUCCCGCGAGUUCUCAGUUGAGUUCUCGUUCUAUUCUGCUUAACAAUUUUAUCAUGCCGGAUUCUUGCGCUCGUUCUAAUAAGUACGAUACUGAAUCAUUCGAGGUACACGCGUUUUUCACGGUUAGUUUUACCUAUUAUCGAUGAUUUCCACUUGAUAGCUUCUAACUCUUUUAGAAGCAUUAUUUGUCCACUUCCUUUCGAAGCACAUCAUUGUCUAGCAGCAAAAUCAUUCAUUGAUAUUUCCAUUUUGCACGUUCCACCGUAACGAUUAUCUAGUCGGACUAUAAGGGAUCAUUUAGGGGAGAUAUUAAGAAAAUAUUGGAAAUGAUCGAUCGAGUAAUUCGUUCGAUAAUUCACCUAAUUUACUAACUGUAGCUGUUGAAAUUCGGACGUAAAAAAAUUAGAUGCGGAUACGAAACACGAUGUCUAUAUCGAGUCAAAAGAAAGUGAACACUUCGAGAAAGAGUGAUUUAUCAUGCGACAGAGAAUUAUAUCUUAUAUUCGAUUGAAAAAUCUGUUCCUACAAUACUAAUAAGGUAAUUCGUGUUCAGCAACGCGCGUUGAUUAGGUUUUGCAUUUUAACGGACUCGUGAAACCUCUUUCGAUUGUCGAAAUGUCAGAUUGGCACGCAUCUUUGUGCACGAUGAAGUUCAAACGAAUGUCCGUCGUUUAUAUCUUAUCGUUAGUGUAAAAUUACGGUUGAAUUUAACAAAGUGGCUAAUAAAAUUAAAUAAACUAAAAAGUAACGUGUUCUUAGUGCGAAGCCGGUGAAGUGCGGGAAAUAAUAAAUCGUUGAUUCAAUCGACAAAUAUGUUUCAAUGUGCAACAAAAUCGUAAUAACCUUGAGACAAGUGUGUAUAAUAAAUUUUCAAGCAUCGGCAAACUAUUGUAUCCUGAAUAAAACAGUGCAGCGAGAAAUAAACAAAAAAAAAAAAGAGAUGAGGUUGUAUUGUGUACAUAAAGCUCUGGGCGAAAUUUACGAGUUAAUGGAGUAUUUCACAAAGUCCUCGUAAAAAUCGAUUUAUUUUUGCAAUAAUACCGUAAUAAACGAUGAUAUCGUGAACAUGGAUUAAAGGACGUCGAAGUAUUGGUUGAUACGCACAAAUUUUUAUUGCAACAAUGAAAAAGAUUGUAUCCGUGAUAAUUAAACCGACGUUUAUACAAAUUCAGAUUUUUAUGAACAUAACUAAAGGAAGAAAAUGUAAAAUGUGAUUUGCUUCAUCUUUUAAGUACCAGCUACGCUGGCUACGUUGGACAUCGAUGGUUGGAAUUGUUUCUAUGAUAAUUAAUUUCUAUUUAUAACGAAACACCGAGGGACUCUGAUAAGCUAGCGCCGAUCCGUUUUCAUCAUGUGGACACGUGUCUUAUGGAAAUCAGCGUACUUGAAUGCAACGUGCACAUAUAAAUCCGACGAAAUGAAAUCGGGCCUUGACUGAUGUAUAUAACUAUUUAAACGAAUUACAUAUUUGGCAAAUAAAGCGUGAUAUUAUGAAGAGAAGUUGAAACACGUGGUGAUUCUUCGAACUGCUUUAUAGCGACUGAAGAGUACUGCAAGUAGUGUGUCAUCGCUAUCAAGUUGGAGCAUGAUGGGAGAGGUGAUCAGGGUUUCUGGGAGGGCACCGGAUGUCGGGGAAUUCCUCAAGGAGGCGAUGCUAUCCCAAAGGUUCGCCGAUGUAGCUCUCUGUUGUACUGGCGGACAAAGAUUUUUGGCGCAUCGUUUGGUUCUCUCUGCGGCCAGCCCUUAUUUGCAGGAAGUGUUACUGGCGCACAGUAGAACGUCGAUGCAUUGCGAGCCCAUCACAGUGAUCCUGGCCGGGGUAGAGGCACCAGAAUUGGCGGCGAUCCUCGGUUUCGUGUACACAGGAAGUGCGACGGUACCUCGUCCGCGUCUGAAUGCGUUUCUACACGCGGCCGAAGCCCUCCACAUUAGACUUCCGCCGGUGCCUGUCGUGAUGACCUGUACGCAGGCUGACUGCAAGCAGGAAGACAUCAAGGACGUGAAGAUCAGUCCAAAGUACCUUCAGUGCGACCAGUAUCCGCGCUGUGACCGCUGGUGCCAUCCACGUAGGAAUCAAGAUGGAGAUUCCGCGGGCAAGGAGGAAUCCUAUCCGGCGAUCGAGUCCUUGCAAACCGCAAGAGAAAUCAGACCGCUUCCUGAAUCGAUGAACUUUGCCGGAUCGAGAUAUGGACCAAGACCAAGUAGAUAUUGCUCUACAACGUGGCCCGUUGCUCCUUUCCCGAGCGCGGCUCAAGAAAAGACUAUUCACGGUCUAGAUCAACGUAUGGAUAAGGACAAGUUGAAUCAGACAGAUGUCAGUCGGUAUCAACCGAUCAGCGUGGUUCCUAGGAUCGAUAGGAUUAGCGACGUAGCCAGUGCACACUCGGAAAAUCCGUUUGUCGGUUGCGAUUCUUCGGAAAAGGCUCGUCAGCAGGAAUUUUGCUUUUCCAGGAGCUUGUACGAUCUUCGUAGCAUGCAGUUGGAUCCACUCGAGGCGAGAAUGAAAGGUGACCACGAUCGUUUUCAGGCUACGAACGAAGAAGAUACCUCCGGGAGAAUUUUAUCCACAUACGGUAGCUGUUUCGAGCAAGAGAGGAUUCCUGUUGAUCGUCUCAGUGUAAUUCGUUCUCGAAUCGAUCCCUGUCAGGGCAAAACCGUAGCUCUACAGUUACCUGCAAGUACUAGAUCGUACGAAAAUUUGGACGUUGGUGAAGAUUUGACUUGUCGUGAUCACUGUUUCGUCUGGAAGUCGCCGAGAAGACAAGUGGCUAAUAGAGUCAUAGCCUCGCCGUGGAAGCAAACUGUCAGGCCUUACCAUUUGCCCAAGUUGCAGCCGAUAGUCCUUCAGCCCCACGUCGACGAUGCCAAAACCGGGGAAAAUCUACGUGUGCCAGAAGUCACGCGAUCUCCAGCGAUCUCUGCCAGUCCUAAUCGACAGCUCCCCAAAUGUUCGACGUCUGCGGAUCAUUAUUAUGGUAUCGAAGUUCCUACCACCCACGAAGUUACGUACAAUAACGAUAAGAAGUUACUGGAAGCGAGCUCUACUUUGGGACCGAGGCCUCAAGAAUUAUAUUCAUCUCAAAUUGCAUCGUUGACGAUCGGUCAAAUCACUCCAUCGUUGAAUAACGAUGCCAGAAACAACCAGACUAUCGUACAAUCUCAAAAUAACGUAAUUUCUACGACAACUAGAUCGUUGCCAAGUACCUCAGAGAAUAGUCGUAUGAAUAUCAAUAGAAAGGGUAGUUAUUUCGGUCAAGCGUUACCUCAGUCGCCGCAGAAGCUGGAAAUUUCUCAUCCUGUUAGCAGAUUGUGCGAUACGAUCGAGUCGAUCGGUAAAAUCGAUCGUUUCGCCAACGUGGAAGCCGAGAAGCUGGAGAACGAGACGAGGAUCGAGGAUAAACUCGCUGAAAGAGUUAUUAUCAACAGUGAUAAUAAUAAUAACGAUGCUGUAGUUAGUCAGGACGGUGUUCAACGCGGCAAAGGAGCGCAAGAGAAUCAUAGGUGCGAUCAGUGUGGCAAGACUUUCGUUACCAAAGCUUCCCUGAAGGUGCACGUUAGAACGCACUCAGGGGAGAAGCCAUUCCGUUGUACCGACUGCGGCAAACAAUUCUCCCAACUACGAAAUUACAAGUACCACCGAAGCGUUCACGAGGGCACCAGGGAAUUCGCAGCCACCUGUCCAGAAUGUGGCAAAUACUUCAACGACCGCGGCUACCUGAGCUCCCAUAUGAAGAUUCAUCGUAACCGUAAGGAGUAUGGCUGUGCGGAAUGUGGCAAGAGUUUCAAUCAGCGGGUCGCCUACAACAUGCACGUUAGAAUCCACACUGGAGUGAAACCGCAUCAGUGUGAACAGUGUGGAAAAGCAUUUUCCAGGAAGAUGUUGUUGAAGCAACAUCUUAGAACCCAUUCGGGAGAACGGCCAUAUCAGUGUCAGGUCUGCCAGAAAGCCUUCGCUGAUAGAUCGAACAUGACGUUACACACGAGAUUACAUUCCGGUUUAAAGCCUUAUCAAUGCACGUUAUGUUCGAAGGCGUUCACGAAGAAGCAUCACCUAAAGACUCAUCUGAAUUACCAUACAGGAACUAAACCGUAUUCCUGUCCAAACUGUGGCUUGAGAUUUUCUCAAAGUAGCAACAUGAGGACUCAUUUCAAGAAGUGUACCGUUAGUAAUCCGAUAGAAGCAAAGGAUUCGCAGAUGGAAGGUACUGUGAUAGAUUCUUCGAAGGUUAUACAAGCAAGAAUAAUAUCGAGGACACCUACAGAUACAUUAACGCCUCCAAAUUCUGACCAGGAAUUAAGCAUUCUAACGCCGAUUUCGAAAAGCAACGGAAUAGAAGGGAUUGGUACGUAGCGAUAAAGUUAUAGAGAGGUCUAUUAGCCUGCCCACACGAGUGUAGAGUAUUCGAAGAGGUAUUAUUAUCGUAGCUAAACAAAUACGACAGAUACUCGUCGUCUCAAUGAAAUCAAUGCACGCACGUGUCGAAUUAAAUACUUGGUGAAGACACCGUGAUGUGACGGCUAUGAAUCAGACGUGACGUGAAAUUUACACGUUCUGUAUUUUAUGCGAUUGACGUGGAGAAUUCGUUGUAAGUUUUUUUAGUCGAUGAAAUAACCUCUUUGCGCGGAGAUGCUUUUUGUCGGGCUGAUUUUCAAGACAAGUGGUUAAAACGAUAAUGCACGAGGUAAUUCGACGGAUAAAUCGAUCAGGUUGCUGCUGCCCGCAAAUCGUAAUCGAACGGUAGAAAGUAUUAGAUUCAUUUGAAAGUAGCACUGCCAGUUGGUAAUCCGAGAGCUACCAUAACAGUACGAACAGCCGCCUUUUCCUAGAAAUUGUCGUUUUACGGUAGGACGUAUCGAUUCAACCCACAAACCGAUACGUCAUUCUUGAAUCUUUUUUUCGUUUCUUUUCUCUUUUCUCUUAUUCUUUUCUUUUUUCUUCUACCUUUUAACUUGAAAUAGGUCAGUUGAAAAGAUCAUCCAUGGCAUUAAUUCGCAAUUUGAUAGAGAUGAAAAAAUUGGUUGCCUUUCGUUGCUUGUAUAUUUACUACUUGAGCAAGGUAAUACAUAUACACAGAGAUAAUCUUGUUACAUUUGUUCGAAUGUACGAUGUAUGACAAAUAUCGAUUUAAGAAAUUUGUAAGCUUCUCGAGAAGCAAGUUCAAUGGCGAGAAUCUGACUUUUGUACAUUAACCUGUAAUAAAUCAACCUCUAUAUUUGCUGCCUUUUUCUACUUGUAAUAUAAAUGCAAAGAUGUAUAUUUACAGUGUAAAAAAUAUGACAAUAUUAAAUCUGAGCCUGUAAAUGGCGAACCGAAUUAGAAGA
Molecule: messenger RNA, 5395 nt
Organism: Bombus pyrosoma
Lineage: Eukaryota; Metazoa; Arthropoda; Insecta; Hymenoptera; Apidae
Exons: 5
Coding region: 1659-4424 (921 amino acids)
Biological process (GO): regulation of transcription by RNA polymerase II
Molecular function (GO): DNA-binding transcription factor activity; protein binding; RNA polymerase II cis-regulatory region sequence-specific DNA binding
Source: RefSeq, a predicted model, not a curated record